AUGGCGCCCAAAGGCGGCAAGUUCGAAAUCAAGACCCCGAAGGGCACGAUAGACUGGGAUGGAAGUGACAUGAUAAUAAGAGAGAAGAUCUUCUCCACCAUCACCGAGGUCUUCAAACGUCACGGCGGCGUAACAAUCGACACGCCUGUUUUCGAGCUAAGGGAAAUCCUCGCAGGGAAGUAUGGAGAGGACAGCAAGCUCAUCUACGACCUUGCGGACCAGGGCGGCGAGCUAUGCAGCUUGAGAUAUGACCUGACUGUUCCCUUCGCCCGGUACCUGGCGAUGCACAAGAACAUCACACAGAUCAAGCGCUACCACAUCGCAAAGGUGUACCGCCGAGACCAGCCGGCUGUCAAGAAGGGUCGCAUGCGAGAGUUUUAUCAAUGCGAUUUUGACAUUGCGGGCGCAUUUGAUCCCAUGAUUCCGGAUGCCGAAAUUAUACGGAUUAUCAACGAGGUGUUUGACAGCCUUGGCUGGCAAGGGGCAUACACCAUCAAGCUCAACUCUCGUAAGAUCCUUGAUGGCAUCUUCCAGGUCUGCGGAGUCCCUGAGAACUUGAUCCGGCCCAUCUCGUCCGCCGUCGACAAGCUUGACAAGAUGCCCUGGGAAGAUGUGCGCAAGGAAAUGGUCGAUGAAAAGGGCCUGGAUUCUGCUGUCGCUGACAAGAUUGGCAAGUGGGUGGUACUCAAAGGGCAGCGAGACCUGCUCGAGAAGCUGAAGCAGGAUGAGGAUCUUUCAGCAAACCCGUCCAUGCAGCAAGGAUUCGCAGACCUUGAGGCGCUUUUUACCUACCUCGAGUAUUUCGGUGCCCUCCACACCGUCUCCUUUGACCUUUCUCUCGCCAGAGGACUUGACUACUACACAGGAGUCAUCUACGAGGUGGUCACUGAAGGCUCUGCUCCUGAGGUAUCUGCUUCCGCGGCUGCUUCCGCGGCUGCUUCAGACUCCUUGUCUAAGGCACCUAGAAAGAAAAGUGGAAAGUCUGGGGAUCCUGAUGAGGAUCGUUCCAAUGACCCAACCGUAGGAAUAGGUUCUGUCGCGGCAGGUGGCAGAUAUGACAAUCUCGUGGGCAUGUUCUCUGGAAAGAGCCAAGUGCCUUGUGUCGGUAUCUCCUUCGGCAUUGACCGCAUCUUCUCUAUUACCAACGCGAGAAUGAAGGCUCAGCACAAGACUGAGGAGCCUAGGAAGAACGACGUCGAUGUCUUUGUCAUGGCAUUCGGUGGCGGCAAAGACUUCACAGGAUUACUCAAGGAGAGAAGCGAAAUCUGCGCCUCUCUGUGGAGUGCUGGAAUCAAGGCCGAAUUUCUCUACAAGCUGAAGCCAAAAUUCCAGAAUCAGUUCAAGGCAGCUGAGGCAAACGGUGUUCCAUUUGCUCUCAUCUUGGGCGAGGACGAGCUUGCUCAAGGCAAAGCACGACUCAAGGAGAUGGGUCUCCCCGACGACCACCCGUUGAAGGAGGGCGAGCUCAUUAGCCUCAAGACCCUUGCUGAGGACGUGCAACAACGAAUCACACGGAAGAAGCAAUUGGAUGCCCUUACGCAGAAAGCGGAAGGUCUGAGAGUUGUCCAUGGCAUCAAAGGAGAAGAGGUAAAGUCUGCAGCAACUGACUCCACGACGGCCGAGUCCUCUCAGCCCGUUGAGCAGCCUGCUGUGCAGCCUGCUCCUGCAGCACCGGAGGCAACUGAAACUGUUAAAUCGUAG
Molecule: messenger RNA, 1701 nt
Organism: Lasiosphaeria miniovina
Lineage: Eukaryota; Fungi; Ascomycota; Sordariomycetes; Sordariales; Lasiosphaeriaceae
Exons: 19
Coding region: 1-1701 (566 amino acids)
Biological process (GO): mitochondrial translation; histidyl-tRNA aminoacylation
Cellular component (GO): cytosol; mitochondrion
Molecular function (GO): RNA binding; histidine-tRNA ligase activity
Source: RefSeq, a predicted model, not a curated record